GGUUGGUAACGCAAUGACGCUAAUUCCGUUUCCAAGCACACUCCAUCCAUCUCAAACAGAGGAGGAAUUUCCAGUUAGCUCGGAGUGGGCUAACAUCUAGUUUUAGUGCUAAUACAAUCAGGAGGGUGUUGUAUGCCUCCACUGCUAGUCACUUUACAACGAACAUUUUGCAGUGUACGUUAACGUUAGAAACUCCUUGGUUACACGAGUGCUUGGAGUAGAAAACAUAAUGGGUGAUUUUGGUUUCAAUGAGCAUCACCAGAAUGAAGUUGUCAACUAUAUGCGCUUUGCCCGUGCCAAGAGGACCUUGAGACUCAAGACCAUUGAUUCCUGCUUUCAAGAUCUGAAAGACAGUCGGCUGGUGGAGGACACAUUCACAGUGGACGAGGUGACUGAGAUGCUGGACGGUCUGCAGAUGGUGGUGCGUGGGGAGGUGGACACGGAGCUGCUGAACAUGGCCCACACCAAUGUGCUGCUGCUGCGCCAGCUCUUCUCCCAGGCUGAGAAGUUCUACCUUCGGCUGCAGAGUGACAUCUCCGAGCUGGAGAACAGGGACCUUCUAGAACAAGUUGCUGAGUUUGAGAAGGCAGAUUUCAAAUCUGGCAGUAAGGAGAUCAACAGACCAAAGUUAGCCCCACUAAAUGAAGGUGGAGUGUCAGAACUGCUGAACAAGGAAAUUGGAAGACUCCAGGAGGAGAACGACAAGCUGAAAGCCAGAUUGCGAACUCUAGAGUCUCAGGCUACGAGUGCUCUGGAUGAGCGGUCCAAGGCAGAGAGAGCCUUGAAAGAUCUGCAGGUGACCCAGGGGGAACAGCAGUAUACUGUGCAGUCGCAGGAAAUUAGCAGCCUGGAGGACACUGUGGCCUCCCUGCAGGCCGAGUUUCAGAAAUCUCUGAGUGCCAAGGAGGCCUCUCAGCGGGACCUGCAGGAGAACCUGGUGUCGGCCAAGCAUGACCUGCUGCGUGUGCAGGACCAACUGGCUCUGGCUGAGAAGGAUCUGGACAGAAAGUUCCAGGAGACGGCAGCAUACCGCAACAUGAAAGAGAUUCUGUCCAAGAAAAAUGAUCAAAUUAAAGACCUACGGCGGCGCCUACAGAAGUACGAAUCAGAUGACUGAACAGGUACCAGUCAAGACUCCAAGAAGGGACAGACAUCUCUUCAUGAAAACUACAAGUUACUUGUUUGUGGAGUUUGACUCCAAAACUCAAAACUCAGUUGACUUUGGGCUUUGGGCUAUGAGAAGAAGAAAAAAAGGGCUUUUUAACAAUGACAUGCAAUUGAAAAGGAACUCAAUUGUUGAAAUAUCUGAAUAUGUAUACGCUUUCUAAGAACAAUGCAGCUCAUCAAUCACAAUCCUGCCUAUAACAAGAGCAGCUUUCUCUGGUGAAAGGAGCCUCUGUAGAUGUUCACCUCUUUUAGACCCUUGCAACCAGGUGUAGUGAAGACGUAGAUGAAGGUGGAGGAAAAGGCACCGUUUUCGCUUACAGACACACUAUUUUAUUUUUACUUUUGUUGACGAUGCAGACACCACAUCUUACCUUUCUGUGAAUCUCUGCGGAAGUUUUUUUUUUUAAAUUCUAGCUGAAAAGCACUUUGCAAGCACUAUCAUGCCAGUUGGGGAGGGAGGGUAUUAUGUUUGAGUGGGAACAUAGUAGCCUCAAGCCCCAUUUGACAUAGGGAACAUAUUUCUGUGACAUAGUCAUUUAUUGUCUCUUACUAGCCUUUACUCUAAUGUUCUGUAUCUCCACAGAAAAGCAGUUUUAUCAUUCCAUGUUUUUUUUCUGAUUUAACAUGCUCACUUGUUUAAAUGGCUAUUGGUAGCUGUGUAGCUAUGCUCACUCUUGGCCAAAGAUGACUUUCCAUGUGUCAGUUCUAGGCUGUGCUGGGGUGUGAGAUUUCACACAUGUGGAAGAGAAAUUGACUUGUUUUUAGUUUCCUCUCAGUCAUCAACAGAAAGGGAGGGGGCGGUCAUGCUUGUUUCCCUUGUUAACCCCUUUUCACAGAUGUAUGAGUACUCUUUUCAGAGAUUCAUUGAUCUGUAAAGAAUAGAUUGUAAUGAAUGAUUGGAUUCCC
This is a messenger RNA of Alosa alosa (allis shad), 2073 nucleotides long. It is a transcript of the gene lztfl1, whose product is annotated as leucine zipper transcription factor-like 1. Bases 230 to 1117 code for a protein of 295 amino acids. NCBI's taxonomy places the organism in Eukaryota, Metazoa, Chordata, Actinopteri, Clupeiformes, Clupeidae. The transcript is spliced from 10 exons. Gene Ontology annotation, cellular component: cytoplasm. The record is from RefSeq and is a predicted model, not a curated record. Gene Ontology annotation, biological process: negative regulation of protein localization to cilium.